This is a messenger RNA of Cyprinodon tularosa, 916 nucleotides long. RefSeq names its product ALK and LTK ligand 2b (gene alkal2b). The transcript has 5 exons. The record is from RefSeq and is a predicted model, not a curated record. Gene Ontology annotation, molecular function: receptor tyrosine kinase binding; receptor signaling protein tyrosine kinase activator activity. Gene Ontology annotation, biological process: positive regulation of ERK5 cascade; positive regulation of ERK1 and ERK2 cascade. Lineage: Eukaryota; Metazoa; Chordata; Actinopteri; Cyprinodontiformes; Cyprinodontidae. Bases 70 to 543 code for a protein of 157 amino acids.
CCAAAAAGAAAAGGAUUCCCUUUCUCUCACUUACAUCCACCUUUCACCUUUCCUCACUACACUGGAGCUAUGAGCACACCGCGCAAACCCGUUAUUAUGGGACUGCUGCUGCUGCUGUGCGCUCUGACCGAGCACUGCGCCCAAAGCGCGCCGACAGUUGGGGCCGCUGGGGACGCGCAGCGGGGCUUCAGGCGGAUGAUAGCGAUCAUGAAGCACGUGGGGGAGAGUCGGGGGCGACACGCCGCGAGGACAGAAGCCCCGCUGACACCGCGGGCGGUGGGGAGCGCGUCGGUGGAGCAGAGGGAUGUCCGAAGCAAGACAGACAAAGGGAACCAGGCUCUGGCCUUAUCCCCCGCAGAUUUUAAAAUGAAAGAGAGAAUUAUUAAAUAUUUCACAGGUCCAAUCACGUUCAGCUCCAAGUGCAGGAAGAAUGCAUACAGACUUUAUCACCACACCAGAGACUGCACGUUACCUGCAUACUUCAAAAGAUGUGCGCGACUUCUCUCACGGCUUGCAGGCAGCCCACAGUGCACAGAGGGGUAGCAGACACACACUCAAAAGGUUGAAGUAAAUCAAAAGUACUUCAGAAGCAGAGAUACAAAAAAAAAAAAAUACUUUGGUAAAAGGUGCCUUGGACGAUGAGAGGGAAGCUUAAAUCUGAUCCGCCUGACUGACUUUAGGCACAGGGUUUUUGCUUCACCCACGUCCCCUUCUGCUGAGGUGAAAAUUGCUUCCAAUCACAACUUUGGCUGGGCCUCGAAGGUUAGCUGUCAUUAAACGGGAGCAACAAGCAAGAAAAAAACAGACCAGGAUAAAGACAGUGGAGUGCAAAGAGUUGAAACUAGCAAAGAUGAGCAAAGCGGGGGCUUUUCCUCUCCAACAGGAUUUCAAAAGAAUGUUGUUUAAGCAAAUGGAA